Messenger RNA from Labrus mixtus (cuckoo wrasse), 2021 nucleotides. RefSeq names its product serine/threonine-protein kinase NIM1. The transcript has 4 exons. The record is from RefSeq and is a predicted model, not a curated record. NCBI's taxonomy places the organism in Eukaryota, Metazoa, Chordata, Actinopteri, Labriformes, Labridae. Bases 43 to 1389 code for a protein of 448 amino acids. Gene Ontology annotation, cellular component: cytoplasm. Gene Ontology annotation, molecular function: tau-protein kinase activity; protein serine/threonine kinase activity; ATP binding. Gene Ontology annotation, biological process: microtubule cytoskeleton organization; intracellular signal transduction; protein phosphorylation.
CAUGUUAAGUCAUAGUCUGGUUUUACAGCCUCAGGGACAGUCAUGAAGGAUCCACAACUCACAGGUCUCAAAACGCGGCUAUGGCCCAAACAGAAAGCGAGCAAAAAGUCCAAAGAAGACGCUCCAAAGGUAGAAAAGACAGACAGGCCUCAGGUCUCUACACCCAUACGUACCGUCCCACAGCUGACUGAAGCAGAGAAGAGGAAGCUGUCAGCAUUUGAGAGGGUCGUCUACGACAUGGCUCACAACGAGAAGACCGUCAACGACCUGAUGCUUGGUCGACGAGUAGGCUUCUACGAGCUGCGUGGAGAGAUCGGACAGGGAAAUUUCUCUACAGUGAGGCUAGGCAUCCAUGACUUAACGAAAGAGAGAGUAGCUGUCAAAGUGGUAGAAAAACUGCGCCUGGACAAUAAGCGCCAGCCGAUGACAUCCUUGGAGAUCAGCUGCAUGGAGAAGCUGUGUCACCCCAACAUAGUGCGACUGUACGAGGUGUUUGAGACCAGCAGGAAGCUAUAUCUGGUGAUGGAGUAUGGCAGCGGUGGAGACCUGUUCUCUCGAAUCUCCACCAGGGGGAGACUCAACGAGCUGGAAACUAAGCUGGUCUUUGCACAAGUUAUUGCUGCUGUUAAACACAUGCAUGACAACAAAAUCGUCCACAGAGACCUCAAGGCAGAGAACAUCUUCUACACCACCAGCUACUGUAUCAAGGUUGGAGACUUUGGCUUCAGCACAGAGUGCAGCUCGAAUGAGCUCCUCACCAGCUUCUGUGGCUCUCCGCCGUACGCUGCUCCUGAACUGUUUAAAGAUAAAGGUUUUGUUGGAUACCAUUCAGACACCUGGGCUUUAGGUAUUCUCUUAUAUUUCAUGGCGACGGCCACUAUGCCCUUUUUUGGGGACAACAUGAGCAGGCUGAAGCGGUGCAUCCUUCAGGGGUCCUACAGUAUCCCUACUUAUGUGCCUGACUUCUGCCAGCUGGUCAUUAAGGGAAUGCUGCGGCCUGUGCCCUCUGAUCGUUCCUCUCUCACACAGAUCCAAAACAGCGCUUGGUUGCAAGGGCUCGAGUACCCUCUCCCGUACGUCUCUCUGCCCCUCUCCCCUUCCCACUUUGCUUUGGACAACCACACUCUGAGUGUGGAAGAGCAGGAGGUGAAAUCUUUGCUCUCAGAGCUGGGUAUAAUGACUGUUCAUUUCCAAAACAAUCACUGCAAGGACUGUAAGAGCCCACUGACCGGAACCUACCGGAUCCUUCUCCAUCGAGUCCAGAAGAAGAGGACGGUGGAGGCUGUAGGUUAUUCAUCACUUCACCCUGAUAACUAUGAGGGUCCAGGGAGGUGGUCUGUAGCAUCUAUGGACAAACACACUCCCACUGCUGUGUGUACGAUACUCUAAUGGGAAAUAACCGGACUGGACUAGCUCUGAUUGUGACUUCUCCAGCUCUAAAUCAAACACACAUGUGAACGUUUUAUCCUUAACACCCCCUCAAUCACUUGAAGCUUAAGUCUACGAGGUGUUAGAUUGCAUGUUGAAAAGCAUUCAAGCUGUGUUGUGCAAUACUGGACUGUAAUGUCUGAGACAUGUAGGUUGAGGAUUGGGUUGGAGCUCCUGUCCCACAUUUUAAGUCAGUGAGAGCUUAAGGACCAGGGCUGCACCCUGUGAACUGUGUUCUGAUUACCUUAAUGAUGCGUGACAUUUAUCAACCACUGUAUGCCUAUCAGCAUCCUCCAAUCCCAUUUAGUCACUUCAUAUAUCUGCUGAACUAAUCCAGGGUCUCGGGUAAUCCCGGUCACACUAAGAACAUGCUUGGUCCAACAGAAAUGAAACCAGAGACUAUGAAGAAGAAAAGAUGUCCUGCAAGCAAAGGGAAUUCAGACACAACAAAAUACAGCCUCAUGACUGUCAACUGUCUUAUAAAACUGAUUUCUUCAAUGCCUUAAUUUAAAAUAGAAAUUAAUUGAUUUUCUUUUUUUUUAAAUUGUACGCAGGUUUUAUGAUUUAAUGAUUGAAGUUUUUUUGGCUCACAG